AUGAUGAAAAAGCUUGGUAUCCAACAUAAGGACAAGCAAGAGCAAUCAAUCACACGAGCUGGAAAAAUCAAGAUAAAAGGAGAUGUUAUGUUUAAGAUGAAUAAGCCAUUGGAAAAGAAGUUAGAUAAGAGUUUAGAGAAGAAGCAAGAGUUGGAACAUACAACACUUGAAAAGCCCGAGGCUGAGAAAUUCUUGAGCAAGGACGGCAUCAAAAAAUUUGCCAAGGAUUUUUGGAAGUCUUUAGAAGAUACAGGCAACUUCCAAGGAUAA
Enterobius vermicularis (human pinworm) is the source of this 270-nucleotide messenger RNA. NCBI's taxonomy places the organism in Eukaryota, Metazoa, Nematoda, Chromadorea, Rhabditida, Oxyuridae. The record is from the annotation of a GenBank genome assembly.